Messenger RNA from Diuraphis noxia (Russian wheat aphid), 1059 nucleotides. RefSeq lists its product as uncharacterized. Lineage: Eukaryota; Metazoa; Arthropoda; Insecta; Hemiptera; Aphididae. Gene Ontology annotation, cellular component: plasma membrane. Gene Ontology annotation, biological process: angiotensin-activated signaling pathway. The record is from RefSeq and is a predicted model, not a curated record.
CGCUUCAAUAGCUAUUACGAUGUUGUUAAAAACUGUGUUUUUUGAAAAAAUGUAUGUGUUAAACGUUAACCGUUAUAUUUUAGAAUCGUGUAAUCCACUUGUAUUUGUUUAUUAAAUGAGAUUGUUACUCUUACUUGUUUCAACCAACCAUAGUUAGAGCCUUAGAGAUAAGUCAAAUGAUUAUUUCUCACACAGAAAAAAUGAUAAAUGAACUACAAAAAUAUUCUUAUCUUGUUGAUCACACUUCUUCUUCUAUUAUAUAACAGCUCAAUACCGAUCAAUAAAGGUGGACCAAUGUAAACUACUAAACUAUUCCAAUGAGUUAAUAGUUAUUCAAAAUUAUUAUUAUUUUUUUUUUACUAAUAAACAAUAAUUUUAUAAAAGGUAAAUAAUUAUUAUUAGUACACCAGUUGGUUAGUAAUGGCUUUAGAUUUGAAUCAAAUACCAGCCUUACCAGCAAAAACAACAUUUGUUUUACACCUCAUAUUAAUUACUUGGGGUGUUCAAGGACAAUGGAGUCCAGAUUCUUAUAUUUUUUACAAUAUAACAUUCAUGGGCUGCGUUUUGUGGGCAAUGCAUCAAACAGAAAAUGAAAAACCAGCACAACUAGCUAUUUCUGUAAACCUGGCUACAGUAUGUUUAGAUAUUGUUACUAUUUACUGUUAUUUUCCCUCCUCAUUUUGGUUGUCGGAAAUAUUCAGUGUUAUUUGUGCCAUGGCAAAUUUGGUCCUGCGUUUUGUAACACUAUCAAUUCUUAGUCAAAUGUGUAUAGACACCAGUAAUGGAGUCUCUGAUGGCAUACCACCUCCUUUACAAAAUUAUAUUAGUAGAGGAACUGCUAACCCACAAUCAUACGAAGAUAUUGAUCAGCCUCCACAACAACAACAAGCUCCAAGCAAUGCCCCAUUUUUUACACCAUACCGUUAAAGACUAUAAAAUUAUUUUAAUACAAUUUAUAUUAUAUUAAUAUUGUUCUAACAUAAUGUUUGAACAAUACAGGAAAAAGUCUCAUUAUUGUGUCAUAAUUUAAAUUGUUGUUUUAGGUUAGUUAUUUUACAA